GGCUAUCAGUCUAACUUAUGCACUUACCAAUAUUCUUUAAAUCUUUGAAAGUGUAUAAAAUGUUGAUAAUUUUUAAAACAUUUAUUAUAUAUCUCUUCAUUGUAUCCUGCACUUACUCACCACAACCCAAUAAUGGUAAACUUCCAUCUGAAUCUGAUGAUUUCAAAACACUCCCAGUUGCAGAUCAAAGUGAGAAAGACAAAGCACUACUUUCAGCUAAAUACGAAAAACAAGUACAAAUACUGAUGUUACCCUUUGCCAAAUAUUUCAGUAUGAUCCCUGAUGCUUUAGAUAGAGGUGAAUUGAAGGGCAAAUUGGAUAUGUUAGCUCACCAAGCGGUAAUGGCUGAGGAAACAUUGAAAGAACAAGGAGAUUCGAGGGAUAAAGCUGCCACGUAUCAGUUACUUCUUGGACUCACGUUUAGAGUCGACACCUUAGAAAGUAUCUUGGUACCAGAUCAGAAGUUGGUAGGACAGCGCAGCAAGAGAUGGAUGCAUAUUUUAUCUCUGAAUACUCCAGCGGUAGUAAAUCUCCGUAAGAAAGUCAUUGCUGCUGGAAUGACUGAGCACUCUUUUGCUAAAGAAAUAGAACGAUUGAUUCAGGAAAGAAACAACCGCGUUGGCCAUGCGAACGUUCCAUUACCCCGAUUGAUUAAAAAGAAAACGAUUGAGGGAGCACUCCGGAUAAUGGAGAUUACUGAAGAUGACGCAGCUGUUGAAACAUUGAAAAUUUUAGUAGCGCCAGUAAAAGGUUUAGACUUUGAACCAUCCGCUGCCACCGACCCCACCGACCCCGCUACUACCGACCCAACUUGCCAGUUAAUCAACGCCACCGACCCAACUAUUUGUGAGAGGAAGGGGAACUAAGGAGCAAAUCCUCAACCUCAGGCUGCUGAUUGAGAAAGCACGCGAAUACAAUAGAUGGGUGCCCCAAUACAUCUGGUGUGGCUGGUAAAACAAUUAUAUGAGGGGAGCAUGGCAAAUGUCCGAAUCAACAGAGAGAUAACAUUGGAGAAAUUCCACCCAGAGAGAGGAGUAUGACAAGGCUGCGUUCUAUCCCCACUCCUGUUUAAUCUGUAUGGAGAAUAUAUAAUUUGUGAAACGUUGCAACUAAUUGUAUCAGAAAGCACCAAUGAAGACAGCUCAGGAGAGUGGUAGGGAGGAUUAUCAAUUGGAGGUGUACGAAUGUCAAAUCUUCGCUACACUGAUGACACCACCCUCAUUGCUUCAAGUGUCGAAUAUAUGACCAGUUUUCUGAAAUGUAUGGAAGAGGUCAGCGCAAAAUACGGACUGCUAAUAAAUAAAGCAAAGACAAAGAUCAUGAUUGUGAACUGGCCUGAAAACAACUCGCUGGAAAUACAGGAAAUUCAGAUUAUAAGAAGCGCCAUGUCUGGUCUAAAGAAGAUAUCACGAUAACGUUUUAAAAAAGCAUCCAAAAAUCAAGCAUUACAAUAUUGAAGAGUUUUUUGAAAAAAAAAAACAAGAAAAUAGGUAGUGUGAUGACUUAAUUACCCUUUUUAAUUAAUUACGCACUUGGUAUCAAUUUACUUUAAUUUAUAAAAGCACAAACUUAUUUAUAUAAAAAGUUACAUUAAAGCACAAAAGAUUAGCUUAGGUGUUUUACAUGUAGGAAGACUGACUGAAUGAACCAAUAUUUCGAUAGUAUUUAUACGGAACUUUUAGGUGCCAGGGUGGUCAAGUAGCCUGGACAAUAAGUAAUCGGAGCUGAUACAUAAGUUGCAAGUUAUUGAAAAGCUGGGUUAUAGGAUAAUCUACUUGAAGCGCCAUAUCUAUGUUUUACUGGAGUUGGCCUUGUGUAAAGGCAGGAGCGGAUUGCUGAUAGUUUAGCCAGUUUAUAGUUCAGUCAGCUUAUGGCUUAGUCAGUUUAUGGAUUGGGUGGUUUAUAGUUUAGGCAGUUUAUAUAUUUUCGUCAUUACAAUUUUUCCAUGCUUCCAGAGAAAAGUGACCUCACUUUUCAGCUUCAGUUUUCGAGAGUUGCACCUAAGCUGUACAUACAGACUCAAAAUACCUCGUAUUAGUAGAUGAAUAAUAAAUAAUUUAGGCUAUGAUUAAUUAAUAAAUGAUUUAUUGAUAAAAUAUCAAAGGUAGGAAAAAAAUUUACAGAAAGUAGGUAUUGGAUAAUACAAACUUAAGAAUAUGAGUAAAAAAAAAUAUCAAGAGUCUUAAAGAUUGAUAAAAUGAAGAAUAAAUUGAGUAAGUAAGUAUACUUGAAAUUGAAAAAGAAAGUUAAAAAAAUAUAGAGUAAGUAUCUAAAAAUAAAGAAAUACUUAAUGCUGAGUAUAUUUAAUCUUAAAAAUUUAAGAAUAAAGUAAAUGAGAUUAACUUAAAAUUUUAAAAAAAAAGGUAAAAAAAAUUGAUCAGGUAUUUUUAUGCUUUUUUGAUUAAAAUUUUGAUUAAAAGUGAGAAACACAAUAAGAUUAAAAAUGUAAGAAUACUUAACCAAGUGGAAAAUAUAAAUUCACUUAGGUAAAUGCUAUUAACUACUGACGUUUGUAAAUUUUUCAAGUUCAAAGUUCUCAAUUUUUCUUUGAAACUUUCACUAGUUUGUUUUAUAUUAAAAUUUGGAGUAUGAUCUUUCCACUGUUGAUCUAAAAUUUUUGAUAAAUUUUUGAAUUUCAAGGGAUUAUUUCUAUUGAAUUCAAUUUGUCCAGUUUCAAGUUUAGUCCAUUGAAGGGGGACAAUUCUAAGUACUUGAAUAAAAUUUGGCAAAAAUUUUGGACAUGGGAAUUCUGAUGGAAUUAUUAUUUGUGUUUCUUCAUCUGUUUCUUGAAUAAGUUCCAAUUCACAAGGUAAUUGUAAUUUUAUAGCACCUGAUUGGUUGUAAUUAAUUUGUAGUGUGGUAAUAUUUUCAUCAGUAGAAUUUCGAAUAUAAAGUUUUGGUUGAGGAUUUGAUAAAA
This is a messenger RNA of Planococcus citri (citrus mealybug), 2917 nucleotides long. RefSeq lists its product as uncharacterized. Lineage: Eukaryota; Metazoa; Arthropoda; Insecta; Hemiptera; Pseudococcidae. The record is from RefSeq and is a predicted model, not a curated record. The transcript has 3 exons. Bases 18 to 866 code for a protein of 282 amino acids.